Molecule: messenger RNA, 591 nt
Organism: Lutra lutra (Eurasian river otter)
Lineage: Eukaryota; Metazoa; Chordata; Mammalia; Carnivora; Mustelidae
Gene: TINCR
Product: TINCR ubiquitin domain containing
Exons: 3
Coding region: 53-316 (87 amino acids)
Molecular function (GO): protein binding
Source: RefSeq, a predicted model, not a curated record
GCGGGCGGCCGGGGCGGGUGCGGGGCCGGGGCCGGGGCGCCGCGCGGGCGCCAUGGAGGGGCUGCGGCGGGGCCUGUCGCGCUGGAAGCGCUACCACAUCAAGGUGCACCUGGCGGACGAGGCGCUGCUGCUGCCGCUCACCGUGCGGCCGCGGGACACGCUCAGCGACCUGCGCGCGCAGCUCGUGGGCCAGGGCGUGAGCUCCUGGAAGCGCACCUUCUACUACAACGCGCGGCGGCUGGACGACCACCAGACGGUGCGCGACGUGCGCCUGCAGGACGGCUCGGUGCUGCUGCUCGUCAGCGACCCCAGGUAGUUGGAGGAGGUGGAGUCAUGACCCAGGGGACGGGAGGUGCUGGCUGAAGGAGCAGGCUGGGGCUGGGGGCACCUUCCAGAGGCACCUCCCAGGAGCCCUGACAUCACUCUGGAGAGCGGUCGCCAGGUGGCUCCAAACAGCCAACCUAGGCCCCUGCCCCCCGGGGGUGGGGGGGGGAAGGAGAUGGCUCCCUGUGUCACUGUCCAAAUCAGGGAUGUGGGGACAAGGGAAAAAGGAAAGCUGGCGUUUCACCCUUCCCCGGGCCUGGCUUGAAA